Macrosiphum euphorbiae (potato aphid) is the source of this 231-nucleotide messenger RNA. The record is from the annotation of a GenBank genome assembly. Lineage: Eukaryota; Metazoa; Arthropoda; Insecta; Hemiptera; Aphididae.
AUGAUUUGCGUCAGAGUGGACAUUGUAGACUGCACUUGCUCUGCCACGACAACGCUCCGCCAGUCACAUGGCCAUCUCGGACAAGAGUCUGUGAAAAAAAGUGAUUUCUGUGGAAAACCACCUCAUUUGCCUGCGAUCUCAGUUUUAGAUUUGACUACUUUGUAUUCCCCAGAUCAAAACCCGCACUCGGGUGGACAACAUUUCGGUAUUCUAGCUGUUCAUAUCGUAUAG